Messenger RNA from Pleuronectes platessa (European plaice), 1644 nucleotides. RefSeq names its product SERTA domain containing 2b (gene sertad2b). The record is from RefSeq and is a predicted model, not a curated record. Gene Ontology annotation, cellular component: nucleus. NCBI's taxonomy places the organism in Eukaryota, Metazoa, Chordata, Actinopteri, Pleuronectiformes, Pleuronectidae. Gene Ontology annotation, molecular function: transcription regulator activity.
CGCCAUUGUGUGUCAGAGUCUCCGGCAGCUCGGACGGUUCGUGUUUCUGCAGCUGACAGGACUUUAAAUCGCCCUCCAUGUUUCUCCCUCUCUCUCCGGCCCUCCUGCACACGAUACAUGUUCGGUAAAGGUGCGAAGCGGAAGCUGGACGAGGAUGAAGAGGGGCUGGAAGGCAAAACGCUGGAGGUGGCGGUGGCGGGAGGGGGACUCAGCCUCUGCCCAGAGGGCCUGUCUAAGGUGUCCUACACCCUGCAGCGCCAGACCAUCUUCAACAUCUCGCUGAUGAAGCUGUACAGCCAGAGGCCGCUUGGCGAGCCCAGCCUGGAGCGCCGUGUCCUUAUCAACAACAUGUUGCGACGCAUCCAGGAUGAACUCAAGCAGGAGGGUUCACUGCGGCCACUACUCCUGCCACCGUCACCGCCACCUGACGACCCCAUGGAUGAGGGCUUCCGUGAUGCUCCGCCCUCCUUUGGUGUUUUAUCAGCGACAGCAGCAGCACAGGUAUCCCAGCCUUCUGUGUUGUUGAUGCCGGCAAUCGCUCCACCGCCUUCACCCCACCCAAUGGUGCCUCCCAACUGCCAGGCGUCCCAGGCAUGCCCCAGCCGUGCAGAGACUUGUCUUGCCCCUCUGGAAGCCUGCCUCACUCCAGCCUCGUUACUGGAGGAGGAUGGAGGAGAUUCAACCUUUUGUGCUCCAUCCCCACCAACUCCUCCUCUGUCGCCUCCCCUAGCGCAGUGUCCCACAUUACCUUUGGCACUUCUGAGCCCGGUUUCCCCCCAUGUCACUGUGCCUGUCUUGUCCAGUGACAGUUUCCCCUCCACGCUGGGUGACAUAGAGUUGGGUCCUCCCACAGCCAUAACAAGGACAGCAGCAGCUAAUACUACAACCGUGACUACCUCCCCAGCUCCCACGCCACUCACCCGGCCCUCCCAGUUAGCACCUCUUUCCCCAUCCAGAGACUGCAGGACCAUGGGCUAUAAACCAGAGGCAGCUAGCGUCUUGCUAGCUGAAGCUCGCUGCACCGAGCUCCGGCCCAUGGACAAUCUGCCCACACUGCCCCCUGGUGGCUUAGUAGACAUUUCCUCUUGUCCCUCCUCACCUCCUUCCUCUGCCUCACCCUCGGGGUUUCUCUCAGACUUGGCGCUGGACGAUGUCCUGUUUGCCGACAUUGACACGUCCAUGUAUGACUUUGACCCCUGUACAACAACGGGGGGCAGUGGCGUGGCGGCAAGCGGCGGCCUUGCCAAACUGUCACCGGUGGUGACGACAGACGACCUCCUCAAAUCGCUUUCGUCACCAUACAGCGGCUCCGCCCCGCAGGUUUCAGCCAAUCAGCCUUUUAAAAUAGAUCUGACAGAACUGGACCACAUCAUGGAGGUGUUGGUGGGGUCGUGACUCAUAGACACCAACACGUCAGAAACACACAAACGGUUUGAUCUGGAAAACAGACUGGAAUGAAAAGUUGUGAUCGCUUUUGGGGCCGUCUUGGUCGUUUUUAUGUUUGUCUUUUUUAAACUUUGUUCAAAGAUCGGUAAUUGUAAACAUCGAUUGUGAUGUCACUUUGUACUACUUUGACAACUACUACUACUACACAACACUGUGCAUGCACUGUGCUCGCUUUUCCAAAUAUGGAAAUGAAGUAAC